Messenger RNA from Cantharellus anzutake, 1506 nucleotides. RefSeq lists its product as uncharacterized. The transcript has 4 exons. Gene Ontology annotation, biological process: mitochondrion organization. Gene Ontology annotation, cellular component: SAM complex. The coding region runs from base 217 to 1398 and encodes 393 amino acids. Lineage: Eukaryota; Fungi; Basidiomycota; Agaricomycetes; Cantharellales; Hydnaceae. The record is from RefSeq and is a predicted model, not a curated record.
UCCCUUUUGGGGAUCUCAGCCUCACAGGAAAAGUGUUUGCCAUGGCUGAUCGUAUCCGAUCCCCUAGCUCACGGUGUGUGAUGGUACGAACGAUAGAUCGGUGAUGUUAUGCGAACGCCAUGACGUGACGCCGGUAGGCGUUACAUAACGUUGAUUUGUCAACCAGAACGAGGGCAUCUACUCACCGUUGUCUAGUGGUUGGAGUACUGACUAUUCAUGCCGCCCCUUUUCAUCCAUAUCUGGCCUGGGAAAUGGAAUCUCUCCUCCAUCGACGUGGCCUGCCUUUCUGUCGUGCUGUACCUCCAGCUCGCUUUGCCUGGUAGGUUCAGAAUAGUCGAGGAAACCUCACCAGAAUUAUCCCCAUCAGGGCAAUUGCCUUUCAUUUCGCACCUCGGCCAGUCUGUUUCGCCUCUGCCCUCCCUAUAUGCAUAUCUCGCUUCAUUGGAUCUGUCCACUCUUGAUUCUGAAGAGGAUGAAGAGACACUUCCACCUCCACGAACAUCACUCGAUAAUCAUCUCUCAUCGGCGGAGAAAGCCCAAUCUCUGGCGUGGAGGGUCUACAUCGAGUCCCGGAUGGGGGACUUAGUCGCACAUUCUAUGUACUCCUCCCACUCUAAUUAUUACUCGGUCACCAGGCCUGCUCUAGUGUCUAUGCUGCCACUCCCUCAGAGGUUUUACGUUCCUGGCCGGAUUCGUGCAUUGCAGCGGGAACGUCUCCGAGGUGCAUUCAUGUGGGAAGAGGGCGAGGAAACUGAGGAAACUUCUAAAUCCCAGUUCUUUUCGGUGGAGAAGACGAGUGGUAGUUUGAUGCAACGUGCGUUCAAUCGUGAAAGGCUUGUCGAGAAAGCGAGAGACAUUUUUGAAACACUCUCUGGUCUCGUUCCCGGAAAUGAUUCAUUCGUUUAUGGCGACAACCCAUCUCUGGUUGAUGCUGUUCUCGCGGCGCAUAUCCUUUUCAUCUUACACAUACCGUUCCCGGAUCCAGUUCUUAAAACUAUCCUUCUUGAAUCCUUUCCCCUCUUGGUAUCACACGCGCUACUGGUGCACUCUCGCGCAUUCCAGUCUUCUUCCACCAAGCCAUAUGUGGAGAGAGACCUGGCUGGCACGUCAGGUUUCCAUAUUCUGGUGCGAUCCACAAAUCUUUGGAUUGGCGGUGUCCGAAGUGUUCUCUGCAGGCUAUGCCAGGGAACUUUGUGGAAAGAAUCGUUUGCUUCGAGGAAUACUGGUGACGAAUUGGAUCAGAAGUUGCGGAGUGGGCGUCGGGUCUGGUUCAUCCUCGCGGGGUUAGGAGCCGCUUCCUAUGCGUACACAGUCGGACUGGUCAAAGUUAUCCCCACGGUUGAGGCGGCAGAGAGAACGGACAUUGAGGUUGAGAUUGAUUCAGAGGACGUUGCAUGAUUUGGUCUCGCCAUUAUGCUCCAACCUGUGCCAGGACGACAGGCAUCGACGUCGCUUUGAUCCUGGCAUGCCAUCUCUAUCAUCGUGACCUUGGGGUAUCGCCGUGUU